GCAAGGAGAAGGAUAGGAAGAAGAAGCGCGAAGAAGACGAUGGUGAAGGAGAAUGGGAAACAGUCAGAGGUGGAGUUGCUAUGCCUUCGGAGAAGCCAAAAAUGUUUGCCAAGGAUGCUGAGAUCAAUAUUCCUGCUGUAUUGAAGAAAUUGAAUGAAAUUAUGGCGGCUCGUGGCAAAAAAAGAACCGACAGGAGAGAACAAAUUGAAUUACUACACGAAUUGCAAUUAAUUUCUGAUGCCCACAAUCUUGGCCCUGCAAUGUCCGUUAAAAUUAAAUUUUCUAUCGUUUCUUCACUAUUUGAUUACAACCCUAAAGUGUCCGAUGCAAUGAAGCCUGAAUACUGGUCCAAACUUUUGGAUCGCAUCACGGAAAUGUUGAAUUUGAUACUGGCUACACCAGAUAUGAUUAUUGCUGAUUCCGUUCCUGAAGAUGAAGAAGAAUUUGAGAAGCUUCCCUACAAGAUACACGGCUGUGCACUCACAUUAGUUGAAAGAUUAGACGAGGAAUUCACUAAGCUUUUGAAAGAAUGCGAUCCUCACAGCAAUGAAUAUGUUGAAAGGCUGAAGGAUGAAAAAAUGGUGUCUGCAACUAUAGAUAAAGUGCAAGAAUACUUGGAAAGAAAAGGUACUGUGUCUGAGCUGUGUCGUGUCUACCUACGCAAAAUUGAACAUCUCUACUAUAAAUUUGAUCCUACUGUUUUGAAGCAAAAAGAGGGUGAGCUUGGACCUGAAGUCGUUACCUCAGUGCAAGUUAUGGAAAAACUCUGCAAAUAUAUUUAUGCACAUGAUGAAAUAGAUCGGCUCAGAACAAGAGCGAUCCUGUCACACAUUUAUCAUCAUGCAUUGCACGACAAUUGGUUUCAAGCUCGUGAUCUUAUACUUAUGUCCCAUUUGCAAGAAACAAUUCAGCAUUCAGACCCCUCUACACAGAUUUUGUACAACCGCACCAUCGCUCAUCUUGGAUUGUGUGCAUUCCGCCAUGCAAAUAUUAAAGAUGCCCAUGGUUGUCUUUUAGAUUUGAUGAUGACAGGCAAAGUAAAAGAGCUUUUGGCCCAAGGUUUGCUUCCUCAAAGGCAGCACGAGCGUAGCAAAGAACAAGAAAAAAUUGAGAAGCAGCGUCAAAUGCCCUUCCAUAUGCACAUUAAUCUUGAAUUGCUCGAGUGCGUAUAUCUUGUUUCAGCAAUGCUUAUUGAAAUCCCGUACAUGGCUGCUCAUGAAUUCGAUGCCAGAAGAAGAAUGAUUUCCAAGACAUUCUACCAGCAGCUCAGAUCUAGUGAACGUCAGUCGCUAGUUGGUCCUCCUGAAUCAAUGAGAGAACAUGUUGUUGCAGCAUCGAAAGCUAUGCGCAAUGGAAAUUGGCAAGCUUGCAAUAAUUUUAUCAUUAACGAAAAGAUGAACGCUAAAGUUUGGGAUUUGUUCUAUCAAGCUGAUAAAGUAAGAGCUAUGCUUACAAAGCUAAUCAAGGAAGAAGCUUUGAGAACUUAUCUUUUUACAUAUUCUCAUGUUUAUGACUCAAUAUCCAUGCCAACUUUAGCUGAUAUGUUCCAACUGGAUAAAUCUAUCGUCCAUUCCAUUAUUAGUAAAAUGAUCAUCAACGAAGAACUUAUGGCAUCACUGGACGAUCCAACAGUUACUGUGGUAAUGCACCGCAGUGAACCGAGCCGCUUACAAUCAUUGGCAUUACAACUAACAGAUAAAGUAAACAACUUUGUUGAUUCAAAUGAGCGCAUCUUUGAAAUGAAAUCAGGAAACUUCUUCCCAAGAGGCAAUCAAGGUAACUUCCGCGAUCGUCAAAAUUAUAACAGACAAGGACAGGACUGGAACCGUCAAAAACGUGAUCAACGGAACCGUGACGAGAAUCGCAAUUACUAAAUUUUACUAGUAAAAAAGAAUAAACAACAUGUGUACAUUUUUACUCAAUUAAAAAAAUUUAGUAACUA
Messenger RNA from Copidosoma floridanum, 1942 nucleotides. It is a transcript of the gene eIF3c, whose product is annotated as eukaryotic translation initiation factor 3 subunit C. The record is from RefSeq and is a predicted model, not a curated record. NCBI's taxonomy places the organism in Eukaryota, Metazoa, Arthropoda, Insecta, Hymenoptera, Encyrtidae. Gene Ontology annotation, cellular component: eukaryotic translation initiation factor 3 complex. Gene Ontology annotation, molecular function: translation initiation factor activity; translation initiation factor binding; RNA binding. Gene Ontology annotation, biological process: translational initiation.